AUGCAUCAACAUGGCACUGCUACCAGUUAUCUUAUUAUCACUCAGGGUGAGUCCAUUUAUGCAUGUUGAGCACUUGAUGGCAAGAUCUAGAAAUGACUGGUAUGUCUGCAACAGACACUCCUGAAUCUUUCAUCCUGCCUCAGAGCAAACAGAGGACACAGUGAUUUGGGUCCAAUGGGGCAACCAUAAGAGGGAGUCCAAAUUUCUGCUGAUCCCCUCUUCCCACCACAGCAUCCCACAUAUGUCACAUCCUUUCUGCAGUGUAUUUUUUGGAUGCAUAGGGAGACUGCCAAAGGGAGAGAGAAAUAGGAAAUCCCUCUUAUGUGAGUGGUUUGCUGCAACUGAGCCAGAACGUUUCGUUUGUGGAUGUUCACAAGUUCAGGUGAAAUUCGUCAACUGAUGAGAUCAAGUGAUGCACAUUCAUCUGUGGAAUUAGCCCUCUGUUUGUAGUACUGUACUUUAAACAAAUAAAAAUUGCUCAGUUCAGAUAAUCAGCACAAAACCUUUUCUCCAGGAUGUAAAAGACAAUUCCCAUCUAUGUCGCAUUUGGCCUCAAAGCAAACGGGGGGGGGGGGGGGAUGGUCAGGCAAAUUCUCCUAAUAUUAUUUGCAAAAAAUAAAAAUCUAACAUUUCCUUUAUUUUUCAACAUUAUAAAUACAAGUCCAAAUUAAAAGCAAACUAAAUGUUUGCCAUUCAAAAACUGGUAUACCUCAUGUUGCGUCUGCUUCAGGUUACGUCUUUUCAAGUUGCAUCCUGCGGCAACCCGGAAGUACCGGAAUGGUUACUUCCGGGUUUCACCGCUCGCAAAUGUGCAGAAGUGCUAAUUUGCACUGCGUGCAUGCACAGACGCAGCGCUUCUGGAUGUGAACGCUUCGAGUUGCGAACGUGCCUCCGGGAUGGAUUACGUCCACAACUCAAGGUUCCACUGUACAGAUCACGGAACUUUGCUGUGUUCUGAAUUUGUUGUCAUUUUCUUUCAGAUCUACCCCAUGACAGCAGAGUAAGAUCUAGAUCUGAACGGCUACACAGCUAGCACUGUACUUCUGUUUCUCUUGCUGCAUUCCCUCAUUUCAUAUUUUGGCAAACUGAGACCAAUUUUAAAAUCGGGAUCUGCAACUGAAAAGAGGGCAGAGGCAGUGAACUUUUAUUCUAGUUGGACGCAAGCCCUUGGGAUCACCUAGUGUGUCUCUUUGAAUACUGGCUAAAGAUCAUGCAUUGAUAUCAAUAGUAGCGUUUUUGUUUUGGUACUUAAGAUGAUCAGUCAAGCCCCAAGCAUGAAAAGCAAGGGCAAUAUAUUAUUGGGAAAGUUUUGCCCUUGGCCAGAUAAUCUCGUUUAUUUGUCUUUCCCCAUAGCAUGUAGAACAAUUUCUAUAAUUAAGCCAGCUGGGUUUUAUUAAACAUUUUCCUGGUCCGACAGGCACCUCUGGCAUGAUUCACCUUGAUCCCUGAUGUCUUAUGUGUGCAGCACACUGUAAACGGAAUUAUUGUAGGCUAUAUAUUAUGGGCUACUUGUAUUACUCCAAUUAGCAAUCCUAUUCUUAGGACUGUGGCUCUUGUCUCAGUGCAGGGGAGGUUCAGCUUAUGACUUCCAGGCGAUUAUUGAACACUAAUGCUUCAGAAUUAUAUGAAUUUCACAAAACAAUUGAACAUGCAAGAUUCUUGUUAACUAGGGGAAAAAAAACCCCUAAGAGCUCAGUGCUAUAGUUUGCCUUGUCUAAGAUUGCAAAGAACAAAAGGCUUGUGCUUUUAUAGCUAAGUUUCUCCUAAAUAGGAAUUGGCAGAAACACCUCCUAUUGGUUCCCCUACCGCCAUUAUGGUUGGGUUUCUGUUGAAAUUCCACAGAUCAUGACAGUAUCUGUUGGGCCUCCAAGAAUUCUUCAUCCUGGCUUCUGUGCACCCAUCAAUGCUGCUUUUCAGCAUUGGGCGAACCCCCAUCUCAACCACUGAUUUCUUUAUUAGGUGGAAUUAAACAAUCCCAACCCUGGAAAAUGAAAUUUCCUCUGAAUUUCCAUUCCACAUCUGAAUGGAAAAUGAAAUUUCCUAUGCAAUUCUGUCUCCUGCCAGGAACCUCUGACUUAAUUUCCUAUUUAUUACAAGAAAGGUGAUGUAACAAAAUUUGUUACCAUUCUCCUGAUACUUUCAGCAUCGUUUUGUCUGCUACACUGGCAUGCAGAGGCAAGCACAAGGGAUCAAUACCGGUGUUGCAACAUCGAUGGCUCCUCAUUGUAUGACUGGAUCGUUACUCCUGAGUUUGCCUAUUCUGCUAGCAGAUAAUGUCAGCUUUGGACUGGGCUAAAAAGGUGCUUUUAAAAAAAAAUCAUUUUUGUGCACCAAAUGGGAGAGGCCCAGGGUCAUUAUAGAAUGGAUGCUAACUAUGCAAUAUUUUUUAUGAUGCAGUCUUGGCACAUAGUCACCAUUUAUCUUCCUCUGCUUUAAUUUAUCUGAUAAUUAUUGCCUCACAAGGCAAAGUUGGUAGUGUGAGAAAGCACCCUAAACUAACAAUGCUACACACCUUAAUGCAGUAGCCAUCAUAAAAAAAAAACCCUUCCAGGUAGAUUCAGAUGACCAGGAGCCUUGCAAUAGACAGUGAAGUGCUUACCCUUUGUGAAAUGGUGAUAAUGCUAGGCAAAACCAUAAACCAUGCUUUCGUAGUUACAGGCAGUGGUAGCUAACAUAGUGCUCUUCUGACAAUUUUUGACUACAACAGGCAUCCCCAAACUCGGCCCUUCAGCUGUUUUGGGACUACAACUCCCGUCAGCCCUAGCUAACAGGACUAGUGGUCAGGGAUGAUGGGAAUUGUAGUCCCAAAACAGCUGGAAGGCCGAGUUUGGGGAUGCCUGGACUACAAUUUUCCCCAUCCCGGCCAGCAUGGCUAAUGAUCAGGGGUGAUGAAAGUUGUAGCCCAACAUCAUCUUGAGAACACUACACUGGCUACCGUUGUUAAAGUCAAACACUUCUCCCAGGAUUUUAGAUGCUACACAUUAAGUUUCUAAGCAGUUACUGAGAGGCUCUCAGUUGUCUAAAUCCAACUUUAUUCUAACUUGUUCUUCGGAGCCAUGUACAAGUUAUGGAAAGAAUAAUAAUCUAUUUAAGUGCAGCCUUUUCCAAACUGGUGCCCUCCACUAAUAAUAAUAAUAAUAAUAAUUUUAUUAUUUGUACCCCACCCAUCUGGCUGUGUUUCCCCAGCCAAUCCGGGCGGCUUCCACAAAGACCAAAAAUACACUAAGAUGUCACACAUUAAAGAUGUCUUCUUAAUGUCAGGUAGUUGUUUAUCUCUUUGACAUCUGAGGGAAGGGCGUUCCACAGGGCAGGCACAACUACAUAUUUUGGACUACAACUACCAUAAGCCCCAGGCAGCAUGGCCAAUAGUCAGGGAUGGUGGAAGAUGUAGUCAAAAGCACUACAAUCCCCAGUAGGGGAUUGGUGAUUUAGGCAAGAUGAAGCAAUCAGCAUAAUAAAUCAAGAAAAUAUCUCUCUUUUUGAACUUUACUUCACUCUUAGAGCUUAUUUCAUAUUAUUCAAGCUGUCAGUAGAGGAUGAGACUCUUAAUCUCCCAGGGUUGUGGGUUUGAGCCCCACAUUGGAUGAAAGAUUCCUGCAUUGCAGGGGGUUGGACUAGAUGACCCUCGUGGCCCCUUCCCACUCUACAGUUCUAUGAUUCUAAGCACCUAUCACUCUUACAUUCUUUGGGUUUUUAUGCACUGUGUCUAAAAUGGAAACCUGUCCUUAUUUUGCACACAUUAAGCCCAUUGCACUUUUUUUUGUUUAAUAUAAAGCAUGGGUUCAGGGAUCUCUGUAGCUCUCCCUCCCAAAGAAGUGGAGGAAACUGUUAAAAGUAAACAAUAAAGUUAGGAGAUUAAGGCUAAAAGUAUUGGUGUUCAUUAUUCCUAAUACUGAUAGCCUGAAUCUAACAAAGAAACAUGCACUUUAACUGUCUGAACGAAACAUCACAGUUUACAUCAGGAGAGUAAAAAGGUACUGGGCACGAUUCAGCCAACAUGAAACAUUUAUAAUUUCCAUUGAUGGAAAUAGAAGCCAUCUAAGGUCUUACUUAAAUUUUAAGAAAGCGGCUGCUCCAAAUUGUCCUUUAUGUGCACUUCUGCAUAGUUCCCCACCUACAGGGGGUGGGGAAAGGGAAGGAGGCUUGGCAGCAGAUUGGGAAAAUUGCAAUGGGCAGAUGGAUCAUGCCUUGUUUAACUUUGGCUGGAUUGUGCCCAUUAUAAACAAAUGUAUAACCUGCCCUGUUAGUAACCCACUUGGAUGUUUUAUCUACUACUUAACGCUUAAGAAAUAUAGGAGAAUAACACCCCAUUUACACUCCCCGCCCAUAAUAUACAGUAUAAAUAUAGUAAGAACCAUGCCAUAAAACUAUAUGCAAAAUUUGCACACUAUUAUUGCAUGCUUGUGGUGAUAUUACAUGCCGAUUAAUAUUAGCUUGUUAGCUUUCAUAUGGUCCUAUACUGAAGUUCAUGUAUUUUAUUGUAUAAUUCAACAAGAGUCCUUAAUUUGGGGGAAUACAGUUGUCCUAGAGUGCAUGUAACUCUUAAGGAAAACCAGUCAUCAAAUGCAAUUUUCAACGUGUUUGCUUUCCUGCUCAAUUGGAUUGAAUGGCAAUUCAAACUUGAAAUAAUACCUAAUAUGUCUGUUCAUGUUAUGUAAACCGAUCAGAAUUCAUUUUCCUCAGUUUUGGGGGGAGGUUUCCUUCCAUUCUACCUCCUCCUCCUCCUCCUCCGGAUAAUCUUUGAAGUUUCGGUGGCAAGUCUGCCAUAGACUGGCUCAUAGGAUCUGACAACAUUUUUGUGGUUUUAGAUACCAGUUUCUCUUCUGAGUUGCCAGGGACAGAACUUAUUCGCUGGAGUUUCAAAGGUAGGUCCCCCAUGCUGUAGGCUUUUUCCGAAGUGGUAGAACUCAUCCUCAGCAGUUUUUUAGGAAAGUCAUCCCUUCCAGUCAUUUUCUGCAGUUUUGACGGUAGCUUUGUACCAAUGUCAUCUAUGCCAUCUAGACAUUCUACAGAAUUAUUUCUUUCUUUACUGUUACUUACAGCUGGUGCUAUUAAUGGGGAGGACAUAAGGAGCAUUUCUUCCUGUUCUUUCACACU
Messenger RNA from Podarcis lilfordi (Lilford's wall lizard), 5097 nucleotides. The record is from the annotation of a GenBank genome assembly. Lineage: Eukaryota; Metazoa; Chordata; Lepidosauria; Squamata; Lacertidae.